AUGACCAAGAACCGGCGGGUCCCGGCGACGCCGGACGCGCUUGACGACUUUGUCCUCUCUGGCUGGAGCAACGACGACAAGACGCUCGGCCUCGCGUCAACGUGGCCACAGCGACAGAAGCCCAAACCAGCGCAGGUGCCACCGCCAGUGCGCACGGACGAAUCACCACCGUCGCCGACGCGGAUCUCGAGCCUCGUGGAUGCCGGGCGGCUUCACAUGUACAAGCUUACCGUGCCGAGGAUAUACAGCAAUGCGAAUGCUGGCGCGCGCAACCCGGGUGGUGACGGCGACUGGACCACGUACAUCGCCAAAGUGGACUUUGACGCUGAUACGAUCCCAGACGAGGUCCUGGCCAGCACCGAUCCGCUGCAGCCGAGUUGUCUCUCCAAGAACGCGGCACCAAUCAAACCCGUCAAGUCGAGCAAGAAGACGCUUCAGGAGCUGCAUCCUGGUCUCAACCGUGUCUGGCCCUAUUCGUAG
Messenger RNA from Saprolegnia parasitica CBS 223.65, 480 nucleotides. RefSeq lists its product as hypothetical. Bases 1 to 480 code for a protein of 159 amino acids. The transcript is spliced from 2 exons. The record is from RefSeq and is a predicted model, not a curated record. NCBI's taxonomy places the organism in Eukaryota, Oomycota, Saprolegniomycetes, Saprolegniales, Saprolegniaceae.